AUGUCCGUGAACGCCAUUUCUGCGCAGGACUGCAUGGAGGAAGAAUCCGCGGUGGACGAGUGUUAUCGGCCGUUGUCUGCCGAAGAAAAGGGAGGCGAUGGUACCGAUGCCUUUGGUCCAGGCGGCGACGAAUUCGGUGACGAAGUUGAUGAUGGGGAAUUAGGGGUAAAGUCGGAUGCAGAGGAGAAUUUUGGGGAUAGCUUCUUUGACAACUGGGAAGAGAGAGCAGUGGACGGCGUAGCAGAGUUGCGGUGUGUAAAUUUCAAGGAAAUAACUGCAAAGGAGAGUAUGAUGUGUCAUUUUCUGGAUCGAUCGGUGGCAUUCUUGUUUUAUAGUUUGUAUGCAAAGAUGAAUGGUUUCGCUGUGAGGAAGAAUAAGAUUCGGCGAAAUGUGAGGAAUGAGAUUACUCAACAAGAAUUUGUAUGUUUCCGGCAAGGGUUUAGAGGAAUGGGGUCCGUUAACUACGGCAUGCGACACAAGCAUGAGCCAAAGGCGGAGACCAGAUGCGGUUGUGAGGCAGAGAUGCGCGUCCACGUGCACUCCGAAAGUGGUAGAUGGAUAAUAUCAUACUUUCAGGACUUUCACAACCACGAGAUGCUGGACGAUAGACUGACUUUCAUGCUACCGGGCCAUAGGAAAAUGGAUGCAGCCGCCCUGGAACAAAUGAACAUGAUGCUUAGAGUUGGGAUUAAAACCCCACAGAUUUAUUCAUCUUUUGUGCAGACUGCCGGGGGAUUCCAAAACCUUCCGUUUCUAAAGAGGGACAUGUAUAACCAGAUAGGGAAGCAACGGAGGAUCAUUGGCGGGGAUGCGACGGCUUGCCUUAAGUUCCUGGAGUCAACGGCGCAGGCUAAUCCUGGAAUGUUUGUGCGUUAUUUGGCGGACAAGGAUGGUCGUUUGGUGCACCUGUUUUGGUCGGAUAAUUGCAGUCAGCUGGAUUAUGAUUUGUUUGGGGAUGUGGUGGCAUUUGAUGCGACAUAUCGGAAGAAUAAGUAUAUGUGUCCACUGGUUGUGUUUUCUGGAGUGAAUCACCAUAACCAAAUGAUUGUGUUUGCCGCUGUGCUAGUUGCAAAUGAGAAUGAGCAGACUUACACAUGGUUGCUGCAACAGUUCCUGGACGCCAUGGAGAGCAAAGCACCUGGGUGUGUGAUAACAGAUGGGCAUGGAGCGAUGAAAAAGGCAAUCGAAGCAGUGUUUCCUGAGGCCUAUCACCGUUUGUGUGCGUGGCAUCUGCUGAGGAAUGCCACUUCUAACCUAAGCAACCCCAGAUUUACUUCUAAAUUUAAGAAAUGCAUGUUGUUCGAUUAUGAAGUGUGGGAGUUUGAAGAUCAUUGGCAUUAUAUGGUGGAUGCGCUUGGCCUGUCUGAUAAUCAAUGGGUUUCUGACUUUUACUCUAGGAGAAGGAUGUGGGCAACUGCACAUAUAAGGGGCAACUUCUUUGGGGGUUUUCGUACAACGUCAAGGUGUGAAGGAUUGCACUCAAUGCUGGGUAAAUUUGUGCAGUCUCGCCAUAAUUUGAGGGACUUUGUUGAGCAGUUUAUGCGUUGCAUAUCCCAAAUGAGGUCCAGGGAAGCACACUCUGAUCUGUUAUCCGUGGUUGGGGAACCAGUUCUACAGAGUCCAUUUCAUGAUUUGGAGAGGUCAGCAGCAAAGAAGCUGACCAGGGCAAUUUUCUUCAACUUCAGGCCCAUGUUUUUCCGCGCUUGCACACCGAAGGUACGAACACACACAUGGACCCAGACUUCUGAUACAUUCACUUUGUGUAGGUCAGCUAAUGUGCGUAGGGAGUGGCAAGUGUGUCACUAUAGUGACAGUAAUAGUUUCAAGUGCUCUUGCUUGCGAAUGGAGUCUCUUGGUAUACCGUGUGAUCACAUUGUAGCAGUGCUGGUACAUUUGGAGAUGACUGACAUACCAGAUAGUCUUGUUCUAGAUCGUUGGUCCAAGAGUGCUCGCCGUGUCGUAACGAAGCUGAAUUUGCGGACAUGA
Arachis duranensis is the source of this 1986-nucleotide messenger RNA. RefSeq names its product protein FAR1-RELATED SEQUENCE 5-like. Lineage: Eukaryota; Viridiplantae; Streptophyta; Magnoliopsida; Fabales; Fabaceae. Gene Ontology annotation, biological process: regulation of DNA-templated transcription. The record is from RefSeq and is a predicted model, not a curated record. The transcript has a single exon. Gene Ontology annotation, molecular function: zinc ion binding. The coding region runs from base 1 to 1986 and encodes 661 amino acids.